AUGGCUUCUCCCGUUUCACCUCGCUGUAAAGAUCAGAAGGAGGCUAAGGAUAUGGACGAGAAACACGAGACUGUAGAGGAGAAGGAAGCAAGAGCGAGGGAGGAUAUCAAGAGGCGUUUGGAAAACAGAGAAAGGGCGUUCAUUGCAGCUUCGAGGAGAGGGGACAGGACCAUGGAAGCUAGUUUUGAGUCUGCAUUGCGCGCAUCAGAGGUCCAUAAGGAGCGCACGGGCAAGGGUUUGCGUAUUACCAUGGAAGCCGUUGAAAGGGAAGAGAUGUAUGAUGAAUUGGACGACGAGCAUGGGCGCAAACGUCGAUGCCACAUCGACAGCCUCCAGCUGAGGUCUCAGUCGCUGGACGUUCAUUUACACCCGUAUAUGGUCGCCAAUUUUGGCAAAGCCAACCCAGUCUCUAAUUUCACACCCCUCAAUGGUCACCUGCACAGCCCAUACCAGACGGGCUCGAUAGCUGCUCAGGGAGUUUACGACCCGGCUACCUAUCAUUUCACAGGAGUACCAGGUGUGGAAAGAAUGUUUAACAAUCCCUUCAGCCCAGCAGCAGCAGCAGCAGCAUCCCAUGCACGAUCCAACUCGCUCCCCGUUGUCCAGAAUACCUCUGUGUAUGAACGUCAAAGAAUGACCAGUUUUGAUGACCAACACCACAGAAUGAACCGUCGAGUGGCCUCGGACCCAGCACUCGCUCUCUCACAUCUGCAACAAACUGCCCUUCCCAUGCGCCCCGAGUCUCACCCUAAAAAUUCAUUCGCUGCUUACCCACUGCAUCGCAAUCCACAGCAACAACAACAACAACAGCAGCAGCAGCAGCAGCAGCAGCAGCAACAGCAACAGCAACAGCAACAGCAACAGCAGCAACAACAACAACAACAACAACAACAGUGGCAGCAUCUGGAACAAGCCCAGCAACAGGCCAGCAAUUCGAUGCGACCACAUUCAAAUACCCAACAACAAUAUCACGCUGUACUGCAAGCGUCUCCAAACAUACGGCAAGAAGCUUCAAAUCUCCACAAAUUAUCGCCAAAUAUGCGCCGGCAGUCUUAUCAGCAUAUCCAACAACCUCGCCCUCGCCACCUAGAUACCCACUACAGAGCAAAUAGGGUUAUUCGCAUGAACUCUUUAGAUUGUACGCCCUAUUCUCAGUCUUCUCCCGUCAAAUCUCCAGCCGAGGGACUGUCAACCCCUGUCGCUUAUCCUACUUCUGCCACUGCAUAUGCCUGGGGUGGGAAUAAUCAUUGCUUGGUCAAUUCUUCGACGACAAACAGUAACGCCAUUUGUCCCACUGCCAAUGCUCAUGAUCUAAGCAACUGCAUUCCAUCCAGUGAAGUCCAGGAGAUGGAAAAUGAGACCUCUGAUGCCCCCAUCCAUCGUACACCGAUCCAAGCCCAUCUAUCAACGCCCUUGUUCAAAACACCGGCCAAUGAAACAUCCCCAGUUUCGCGAGGGACUUCAGCUGGAUCGAUGACAACUUCGGGCUCCAGCUUGACUGAUCCGUCUAUCCCUUCACCCGGGGACAAUAGAGCGUUCCAGGACCAAGCUGCAAUCGCUGUGGGUCCGGGUGACCUUGUUUCUGGCUCAACGAACAACAGCGGUGACAUGCUUACUGAAGAAAUUGGUGGUGGGUCCGAAACUUCAUCCUUCUUUCAAGAUGCCUUCUCUGAUGUUAAUGGACUUGAAAUCAACACUACUGGCUCUCAAGAGUGCUCUGAUGAGAACAAUUUUCUCAGAUAUGAGUUCUCUGAGCCUUUUGGUGUUCCAGCAUUAUAA
Molecule: messenger RNA, 1779 nt
Organism: Paracoccidioides lutzii Pb01
Exons: 2
Coding region: 1-1779 (592 amino acids)
Biological process (GO): regulation of transcription by RNA polymerase II
Cellular component (GO): nucleus
Molecular function (GO): transcription cis-regulatory region binding
Source: RefSeq, a predicted model, not a curated record